This is a messenger RNA of Sinocyclocheilus grahami, 1214 nucleotides long. RefSeq names its product lipopolysaccharide-induced tumor necrosis factor-alpha factor homolog. NCBI's taxonomy places the organism in Eukaryota, Metazoa, Chordata, Actinopteri, Cypriniformes, Cyprinidae. The record is from RefSeq and is a predicted model, not a curated record. The transcript is spliced from 5 exons. The coding region runs from base 265 to 780 and encodes 171 amino acids. Gene Ontology annotation, cellular component: cytoplasmic side of lysosomal membrane; nucleus; cytoplasmic side of late endosome membrane. Gene Ontology annotation, molecular function: zinc ion binding.
UUUGUAAACAUGUUGUUCCUGACCAUUCAAUCUGUAACUCAGUUGCUUUAACUGGAACGUCUGAAUCUGCAUUACCAUCGGCCCUCAUGACUGUACUUUAAGCUCCACCCCUUAUCUUUACAAUAUUCUGACAGACUCUUUAUAAUAUCUCAGUGUCUUUAUAGGCAAGAGCAUACUGUAAGAGAGUUCACAGCUUUCCGCCGACUGCAGAAACACAUAGUUACAGGCUGCUGAUAAUGGACAGAGGACAAUUUCCCCCUCCAUAUGCACCACAGGUGGUCCAAACCAACAUAUCCUACCCGGCACCGCAGGUUGCCUUUCAAACCCACCCAGCUCCAAUGGCCACGGUUUACCCAGCUGCACAGAUGCCAGUCAUGGCUGCAGCUCAGCCUGUAUUUGUGCCUGCCGCUGGUGAGUGUUGAUGUGCUACGGGUCUCUGGUUCUGUGGCUUUGCAUCACCAGCUUGUUUCUCUUUCAGCUCCAGUGGCACAGCCUGUAAUUCAGAUGGUCCCGGCUCCUGCGCCGGCCCCGGAUGCAGUAAUUAUUCCACCACGUCUGACUACUGUUGCGGGGCGGAUGAAAUGUCAAUACUGCCAGAAGGAGGUCGUAACAGAGAUGAAAUAUAUCAAUGGCAUGAUGGUGUGGGUCAUCUGUGCAAGUCUUGGCUUUUUAGGGGUCUGGCCGUGUUGUUUGAUUCCAUUCUGUGUGAAAGCCUGCAAGGAUGUAGAGCAUAGCUGUCCACACUGCAAAACCGUCAUCCAUGUGCACAAACCCAUGUAGCUUGCUCUGAAACCAAGAAAAUCUGGAAGACCAAAGGAAAAACUUUGAGUGGCCGAAAUGGCAGCAUUAUCUGGACUUUAGGGGGAAAGCGGGGUCGGUUGCAAGACUUUUUGCAUUUACUUCUGUUUCUUAGAGACUGUGUGUGUUAGAAAAAGCCAAAAUUGUAAUGCUAGUUUAAUGCUACAUCUGUCAGCUGUAAUGUAUGUAACAUAUGAUAAUAUAUGUACAAAUUGUUCUUGAACAGACAAGGUCAAAUGCUACAAUUGACCCCAAAACAGGGGCAGUUUGAACAUUCAUAAAAAUUUUAUAAAAUCGUUCUUUAACAUCAUUUAAACAAAUAAAUCUGUAAAAUAACAGAAGUGGCACCAUUCAUUUUAUGUGCAUUUCCGAUCAUUCUAAAAUACAACACAAUGUUGUGUAAAAUACAGGUAAAA